This is a messenger RNA of Seminavis robusta, 1188 nucleotides long. NCBI's taxonomy places the organism in Eukaryota, Bacillariophyta, Bacillariophyceae, Naviculales, Naviculaceae. The record is from the annotation of a GenBank genome assembly.
GUCAAACCAACCACACACAGCCCAAGAAGAUGACGAGGAGACGACUUGAAGAGACUCGAAAUAUGCGGACGACAAGGCGUGUUCUGAUGUGGCAGAUUCUGUUGGUUCUGUCAGUCGUCGCACCUGCCCACUGCUUCUCAUUGCCCCGCAGCAAUUCACCCUGGAAAGGCAGCAUUCCCGAAUCCACCAUUCUUCCACCACCACAACCGUUGCCCUCUGGAAGUCGGCUAUUCUCGACAAAAAAGGACGAAGAGAAGCCGCCUUCCUCAUCAUCAUUGGCAAAAUAUCAUUUGAUAUGGUCACCCCGCGUAUGGCAGGGGUUGAUACUGAGCUCCGUGUCUUUAUGGUUGACACUUCGGCAAGUUCCAAUCCCCAACUUGCGGCCCAAUUCCGUCUGGUUGCAAACUCUGCUGCUGCCCACUCUGUCCAGUGCUUGCUGUUGGAUCCAAAUUCUAUUGAAUGCCACCACGGCUCUGGGAUGUGCCCAAUUCAAUACUUACUUGGGACCCAUACGGCCCUUCUUUUUGAGUCUGUUAGCCUACCUCACUGUCGUCACACGACACCAAGUAACACCCGCCUCCAUGGUCCUGAGAUGGACUAUUGCGCUCUUGCCCGAAUUCUUGCAUUUGUGGAAUACUCGGUUGCGACUGUGGUUCUGGAGGCCCCAAUCUACUACCAGUACUACUACUAGCAGCAGUAGUGCCCAAAAGGAUGCUUCUAAAACUACCAGCAAUAAAAAGGUGGAUGUCGCAGUCUACUUGGAUUGUCCUACCAUGGGAUGUGUGGCCUGUGUGCAAAAUGUCAACCAAUCGCUGCAAAAGGCCCUGUCGGAUACUAGAGACAUUCAGCAGAUUCAGACGGUGGAUUCCUGGUUAUUUGAAGGCAAUCGCAAAGGGGGCAAAGCCAAGGUCAAGUUUGCCAUGAAUGACAAAGAGGAUCCAGAAAAGAUACUGCCGUUGUUGACCAAGGCACUGAAACGGGCAGGCUUUCGAUGCUCGGUGGAUGUCGUGCGAACAACGACGCCAGUAGGAUAGUAGUACGUACAGGACUGACUCGAAACAAUCGACUUUCUGUUCUGCCAUGUCUGGGUUUUUUGGAAGGUCAGGUGAUGACCCACCAUCUAGCUAGUGUUGUUUUCUUAGUCUCUUUUAUAAAAAUAAGCAUGUAGUAUACCGUAGUUAUGAUUUC